Messenger RNA from Xyrichtys novacula (pearly razorfish), 1793 nucleotides. Lineage: Eukaryota; Metazoa; Chordata; Actinopteri; Labriformes; Labridae. The record is from the annotation of a GenBank genome assembly.
AUGAAGGAAAGGAAUCGCGUCAAGAAAAGCAUUAUGGAGAGAAAGUGCUCACCUAACAAGAGACUUGCAGCAAGCUCAGGACAGAGAAGGGCCCUGAACCAGCAAGUGACCUCUCUCCAAACAUCAUUUAAUAAAACACAAGACGAGGCUACACAGCUCAGGGCAGCAUUGCAUGACUGUGAGCGUCGUCUUUAUGUGCUCAGAAAUGCCACAUUGAGAAAGUGGCUGAGCUUGAGAGAGUAAAGAAGGAAAUCCAGGCUAUAAAGGAAAACCUCUUCUCUCAAGUUAGUCGUCUGCAGGAUGAGAGCAUCACAAAUGAAAGGAACAGGAGCCUCUUGACUGAGAAGGUGGCGAGUCUUGAAACAAGACUGGAUGAAAAAGAAAGAGAAAAUGAAAAUUUGGUGGCAGAAAUUGACGAUUUGAAGGAAAGGAAUUGGCGUCAAGAAAAGCAUUAUGGAGAGAAAGUGCUUCACCUCAUGACAGCCUUGGAACAAGCUCAGGACAACGAAAGGGCCCUGAACCAGCAUUCAGAGGAAACAAUCAGCAAGCUCAAAGAAGAGCUCAAGGCAAAGCAGGAGGAAGAGAUACAAGCGCCAAGUGAAAGACAUCUUAACUCCACUGGGGUGCAGACAGACGAGAUAUCACCUGACCUCGAGAUAUCACCUGAACCUCAGCAGUUGGAAACUCCUGCUAUUAUUAUUAUUACAAACACAAACACAGCCAUGAGCUCCUCCACUAGUAGGAUGGAACAGAACAGAACAGAAGAAGUGACCAAUUAUGACUUUCAGGGUUUUGACUCAGUGGAAUUAAACCCGCUUCCUUCUGGAGUCGGCCAGGAUUCAGAGGACUUAGAUGAACAGGACCAAAUUGGCUCACCUGACUCCGUAAAGAAAUCAUCUCCAGAAGAGACCAAAAAGUCAGGCAUGAGAGGGCUCAUCAGCAGGAUGAAAGCUAUUUCUGUCCAAACAUUUGCUCAAGAGUCAAUCCUGAAGGUGAGGUCUAGAGUCAGACGUAGGCUGGCCCACCGUCGAAGACAGGAAGCUGACAGUUCAGAUACUUCAAUGCUUCUGGAGAGUGAGGAUAGUCUUUCAAAUGAGAUAAUUACACCUGAAGAUCAGCAUACAAACAGUGAGUCUGAAGAGAUUGGGCCUUCCACUGCCCUCUGUAAAAGUGACUGUGAGCGUCGUCUGCAGGAUGAGAGCAUCACAAAUGAAAGGAACAGGAGCCUCUUGACUGAGAAGGUGGCGAGUCUUGAAACAAGACUGGAUGAAAAAGAGUUAGAAAAUGGAAAUUUGGUGGCAGAAAUUGACGAUUUGAAGGAAAGGAAUUGGCGUCAAGAAAAGCAUUAUCGAGAGAAAGUGUUUCACCCCACAACAGCCUUGGAACAAGCUCAGGACAACGAAAGGACCCUGAACCAGCAUUCAGAGGAAACAAUCAGGAAGCUCAGAGAAGAGCUCAAGACAAAGCAGGAGGAAGAGAUACUAGCGCCAAGUGAAAGACAUCUUAACUCCACUGGGGUGCAGACAGACGAGAUAUCACCUGACCUCGAGAUAUCACCUGAACCUCAGCAGCUGGAAACUCCUGCUGCUGAGGCUCAGAGUGAGAGCCUGUGGAAGCGCUCUCUCAGAGGUGCACUGAGCGUAGGCAAGUUCAUCGGUGUGUCCUCUGCAUGUGCACUUGUUGCAGUGGGUAUACUGUCCAUUGGAUUGAUUGCUCAUUGUGAUUGCCCAUGUGAUCCUUUCUCCCACCUGUUGGAAUCAUUGACUAUUCACAACACAGGACACCCCUCUUAA